AUGUCUGGCCCUGGGUCAGAGACGUCCGAUGGUCGGUCGAUGCAGUCUCGAACCGGAAGAAAUAAGCAAAGACAGCUUGCUAACGCUUUUUCCACCCGCAAUCUAGGGUACAACUCAAAAGGCGAGCGACUCGUCGCAGGAGUCGUCCCCUUAAGUCCCGACCUAAACUUCGUUCUUCUUGUACAGUCGACGCGGCGCAAAGGAUGGGUUCUCCCAAAAGGAGGAUGGGAGACCGACGAGUCUUGCCAAGAGGCGGCUACACGUGAAGCUUGGGAAGAGGCUGGAAUUACUAUUCAAAUUGACUAUGAUCUGGGCACCAUCGACGAAAAGCGUCCUCCCAAGUCGUCCAAAGACAGAUCAAGAUACUCAUUUUUCCAGGCCACGGUCCUCAGCGAGGUUGAGGACUGGCCUGAGAGGCAUAAACGAGAGCGUCAGUGGUUUACCUACACCCAGGCUCUCGAUGCCCUGGCAACAAGGCCUGAGCUGCAGGAAGCGCUUCAGCGCUCUACUAUCAACCAAUUGUAG
This is a messenger RNA of Metarhizium acridum CQMa 102, 525 nucleotides long. The record is from RefSeq and is a predicted model, not a curated record. Lineage: Eukaryota; Fungi; Ascomycota; Sordariomycetes; Hypocreales; Clavicipitaceae.